AUGGGCAAUUCCUGCAGUGUGGUAUGGGCUACCCAAACUCAAUGCUGACCCUCCGCGGCCUCACGUCUUACGAGAAUAUGCGCUGACCGAAAGCCUCUCGCAAUAGAGCACGAGUCCCAGCGGCGAUGCGAAUGUCGGCGCUUCGCAGAGCUCCAAGAACAACUCCAACUCAGCUUCGUCAGUGGGAACCACCAUCGUCGUUGGUAUGUCUUGUCCUACACCCAACCCUAACAACAACUUCACCUGAUUCACUCAACAGUCGGCGUCUACGCCAUCAUCUGGGCCAUUCUGUUCUUGAUUCUAAGAAACAAAUUCCCCCGCUAUUACAGACCUCGUACUUUCGUCGGCAGUCUACGAGAAGAAUCGCGCUCUCCUCGCCUCAAAGAUGGCCUGUUCAACUGGCUGGGAGAAUUCUGGUCCAUCCCCGACACUUACAUCCUCAAUCACCACACUCUGGACGGCUAUCUCUUCCUUCGACUCCUCAAGGUCGCUUCCGUGAGCUGUUUUGUUGGCUGCAUCAUCACUUGGCCGGGUAAGUCGUUCCCACCACUGAAACUGACGGAGCAUGGACCACGAGUAGUGCUUGCUCUCACGUUAUAGUUGUACCAUCUGCUGACAUGUGCUGAAGUCUUGUUCCCCAUCAAUGCGACCGGUGGCGGUGGGAAGAAGCAGUUCGAUCUCCUCACAUUCGCCAACGUUACCAACAACUACUACAAGCACUUCGCUACUGCAGGAUGCGCCAUCAUCUUCUUCGGCUUCAUCAUCUACACAAUCACUCGUGAAUCCAUCUUCUACAUCAACCUGCGCCAGGCCUACCUCAUGUCGCCAUUGUACGCCAGCCGCCUCUCUUCUCGAACCGUCCUCUUCACCUCCGUCCCCGAAGACUACAUGGACGAAGCCAAGCUUCGACGCGUGCUCGAUCCUGGUGUACGCCGAAUCUGGCCCGCUUCGGAUUGCGAAGAGUUACAGGACAAGGUUGAAGAGCGUGACAAUGCUGCGAUGAAGCUGGAGGCCGCUGAGACCAAGCUCAUCAAGACUGCGAACGGCAAUCGGUUGAAGGCGGAGAAGAAAGGCGGAAGAUCGAAUUCUGAAGAGGCGGCCAUCGGAGAAGCCAACUCGACUGCCGCGCAAUACCUCAAGCCCAAGGAGCGUCCAACCCACCGCCUGAAGCCCCUCAUUGGCAAGAAGGUCGACACGAUCGAUUGGUGCCGUGCUGAGCUUAAGAAGCUCAUUCCGGAGGUUGACGCUGCCCAGGCCAAACACAAGGCUGGCGACGCCAAACUGUUGAACUCCGUCUUCGUGGAAUUCGACACGCUUUCCACAGCACAGGCCGCUUUCCAAAGUCUGACGCACCACCAGAUCCUUCAGAUGUCGCCACGCUUUGUCGGAAUGAGUCCGGAGGAAGUCAUCUGGUCCAAUCUCAAGAUCAAGUGGUGGGAGCGAGUCAUUCGUCGACUUGCGACCAUCUCCUUCGUCGUUGCGCUCGUCGUUUUCUGGUCGAUCCCGGUCGCCGUUGUUGGUUCCAUCUCCAACAUCAACUACCUCACGAGCUGUUUGCCCUGGCUGGACUUCAUCAACAGCAUUCCGAGCGUCAUCUUGGGUGUCGUUACUGGUCUGCUUCCAACCAUUCUUCUGGCUGUGCUGAUGGCGCUUUUGCCCAUCAUCUUGCGUCUCAUGGCCAAGAUUGGUGGCGCUCCUACACUGAGUGCGGUCGAGCUCACCGUGCAAAACUACUACUUCGCCUUUCAGAUCAUUCAAGUCUUCCUGGUUGCUACCUUGGGCUCGGCUGCGUCCUCCGUCAUUCAGUCUGCGAUCAAGAACCCAGCUUCCGUAACGACAGUCUUGGCCCAGCAGCUUCCUCUGGCGAGCAACUUCUACCUGUCAUACUUCAUUCUCCAGGGUCUUGGAAUUGUCUCCGGUCUGCUGGUGGGCCUCGUCGGUCUGGUUCUUUUCAUGGUUCUCGGAAAGGUCUUGGACAAGACGCCCAGAAAGAUGUACAAGCGCUGGAUCUCCCUUUCUGGCAUUGGAUGGGGAACGCUCUUCCCCGUCUACACUAACUUGUUUGUCAUCGCCAUCUGCUAUGCCGCAAUCGCGCCAUUGGUCCUGGGAUUCGCAUGCAUUGGCAUGUUCCUGUUCUACUUCGCCUACAAGUACAACCUGCUCUUCGUGUCGAAUGCCGUUAUUGACACAAAGGGUCUGGUCUACCCACGUGCUCUCCAGCAGCUGUUCGUUGGGCUGUAUGUUGCCGAGGUGCGUAAAGUCAGUCUCCUGUUGUCGAGGCCUCACUUACUGACAAGGUACAGGUUUGCUUGAUUGGUCUCUUCGCCAUCGCGACGGCAUCCAGCAUCGGAGCUUUGGGACCACUGAUCUUGAUGAUCAUCAUGCUCAUCUUUACAGCUCUCUAUCAGAUCAGCCUGAACGACGCCAUGGCACCGCUACUCCAAUAUCUGCCCAAGACUCUCGAUGCCGAGGAACGCCACCUCUUGGAGAUCGAAAACGGUGCUCAGGAUGGUCAGGUGGCCGAGGGAGACAAGUACGCAGACGGCGCUGGAAAAGAAGGCAAAGUCGCCAACAGCAGUCACGAAGUCGGCGCCGCUCCUCGGAAGAAGCCCAAUUUCAUCAUCAAGUGGCUGCGUCCGGACAUCUACACGGAUUACAAGACCAUGCGCCAACUCGUCCCGAAGGAGAUCGCGAUCCACUAUACCCCGGCGACGGAAGAGAAUGCUUUCUACAACCCUGCCAUCACCAGCCAGACACCACUGCUCUGGAUUCCGCGCGACCCUGUUGGUAUGAGCAGACAGGAAGUCCAUGAUACCGGCAAGGUGAUUCCGAUUACGGACGAGGGCGCUUACCUGGAUGAGAAGAAUAAUGUCUGCUGGGAUGCCGAAGAUGGCCGACCGCCGAUCUAUGAGGAGAAGGUAUAUUACUAG
Messenger RNA from Lecanosticta acicola, 2930 nucleotides. The record is from the annotation of a GenBank genome assembly. Lineage: Eukaryota; Fungi; Ascomycota; Dothideomycetes; Mycosphaerellales; Mycosphaerellaceae.